Molecule: messenger RNA, 2031 nt
Organism: Acanthochromis polyacanthus (spiny chromis)
Lineage: Eukaryota; Metazoa; Chordata; Actinopteri; Pomacentridae
Exons: 8
Coding region: 554-1927 (457 amino acids)
Biological process (GO): DNA integration
Molecular function (GO): nucleic acid binding
Source: RefSeq, a predicted model, not a curated record
AAAAAUAAACAAAUGUAGUAAUAUUCUUUUUCCAUUUUGCUUUUGCUUAUUCCAUUUUGUCUUUGCCUUUUCUGUUUUGUCUUUGCUUUUUCCGUUUUGUCUUUGCUUUUUCCAUUUGCCUUUGCUUUUGCUUUUUCCAUUUUGUCUUUGCUUUUCUCACUUUGCCUUUGUCUUUUCCAUUUGCGUUUUGCCUUAGCUUGAGCCAUGAAGUAAAGGCAAAGGCAAAACGCAAAUGGAAAAGACAAAGGCAAAAGGAGAGAGACCCGCCUACAGCCAUUUGAUUGACAGCUUGAGCCAUGAAGUAAAGGCAGUCAAUCAAAUGGCUGUAGGCGGGUCUCUCUCCUUUUGCCUUUGUCUUUUCCAUUUGCGUUUUGCCUUUGCCUUUACUUCAUGGCUCAAGCUGUCAAUCAAAUGGCUGUGGGCGGGUCUUCCUGUCCAGGAUGACUAGUCCAUACCUGAUCACACGAUUCCUGCUGGACAGUGGUAGCUCUGUAUACAUGCUAGCUCUUAGCGCGGGCGACAGGAAGCAGUGUCACGGGCAAAACAGGGAAAUAUGGCAGAGGUGGACGAAUUGAGAAGAGGAGUUCAACAAGAACUAUUGGCAAUUGCUCGGUAUGUGGAGGAAAAUUUUCCAACAGACUACAUUUUAAGGUUGGUGGAAGAUGCCAUGGAAAGUCUUGGAGAAAUAUCUGCGUUGAUGAAUGCAGACAUCGACGAAGCUGUGUGGCGCAAUCUGGAGGAGGUACGCAUGCAACUAUGUGUUGAAGCUAGGCAGUCAGGACCUGGACGACCUAGACUAGAAAUACCGGUGGACAUUAUGGAGUCAUACAUUCUUCUGGGAUUACCAGCUGCCAAAAUAGCUGAACUGUUUGGAGUGUCAACUAGAACCAUCAGAAGGAGAAUGGCAUCCCAUGGAUUGAAGUUGUCAGAUUUGUACACUCCACUGACUGAUGAUGAACUUGAUGGCAUUGUAGCAGACAUCCACAGGCAUAAUCCCAGAGCAGGGAUUAGGAUGAUCCAUGGUCUUCUUAAAUCACAGGGUACACAUGUGCAAACCUAUCGUGUGCAAAACUCUUUGCGAAGAGUGGAUCCUGAGGGUACCCUAGCACGGCAAAUAUCCAUGCAUGUAUUGAGGCGCAGGCAGUAUAGUGUCCCUGCUCCAAACAGUUUAUGGCACAUUGAUGGAAACCACAAACUAAUAAGGCAGCGGAUUGUGAUACAUGCAGGAGUGGAUGGAUUCAGCAGGCUUAUUGUUUAUAUAGAUGCAGCUACAAACAACAAAUCCACGACUGUACUGGACAGUUUCAUGUCGGCUGUUUCUCAGUACGGCUUGCCAUCUCGUGUAAGAUCUGAUAAGGGUGGGGAAAAUGUUGCCGUUGCACAUUACAUGGUGAGCCAUCGAGGAACAGGCCGGCAUUCCCACAUCACUGGACGCAGUGUGCAUAACCAAAGAAUCGAAAGAUUGUGGAGAGAUGUGUAUGGAAAUGUCCUCGACUUGUUCCAUACAGUCUUUCACAAUUUGGAAUUGGAAGGGUUUCUAAAUCCUGACAAUGAACUGGAGUUGUUUGCUCUCCAGUGGAUCUAUGUUCCACAGCUUCAGCAGCACCUUCAGGCAUUCAAGGAAGCCUGGAAUCACCACAGCUUGAGGACAGAGAGAGGCCAGUCCCCCAUGCAACUGUGGCUUAGUCAGCCACGUGAGGGAAAUAAUGCUGAUCCACUUCAGGUUGAUGAUGGUUACGGUGUAGACUGGACAGGACCUCACAACACAUACCCAGAGGGUGUCACUGUACCUGAUGCACAACUACCCCGGCAGCUUACACAGGCUGAAGUUGCAUCAUUACCCGAUCCGGAGGUUCCUUUUUCUGCUGCACUACAGGCAUACAUGGAUACAGUGAAUAUUAUUAAGGACAUUUUUCAGCAAAUCUAAGCGUAUACCAGUUGACUGUACCAUAAUCAUAACAUUAUAAACAAGACCUUUAAAAGGACAUAAACAUUGCAAAAACCACUUGAAAUGUUUGGUGACUAUGACAA